ACAAAUGAAUACCGGUGGUAUUUGUUUACGUGUUGAGUUGUCACAUUUUCUAUAAAAUUUUAUAAUAUAUUUAAAUUAGAGUAAUGGUUAAUUAUAAUAAGUGAUUGCUUAUCAAUAUUAUUUUACGAGUGAAACAAUUUUCCUAUAUAAUUUCUUUUAUUAAUGAAAAAACAUUAUUUAAAUCGGUAAAAUGUUGAGUUUUAUCUUCGGAAGAAAAUCUAGGACUUUAAGGUUGAUUCUAUUCGUUGUUAUAAUAUUUAUUCUAUUUUAUUUAUUAAUGACCUAUCAAAAAGAAGAUGCUUUUAACGCCUAUCUACCCCGAGCAGAUAGGUUAAUACAUAAACAAACUCCGAAAUUAGUCCAAGGCCUAGGUAAUUUCGAACCAAAAGAAAUCGAAGAUAAAGAAGGACCUGGCGAAAAAGGACAACCGCACCAUUUGAGACAAAACCAACAAAACGAUGCAGACCAGUCGGAAUCAGAAUAUGGAAUGAACGUUGCUUGUUCUGAUGAAAUAUCAUUGGACAGGACUGUUUUAGAUACUCGCUUGGAGGAAUGUAGACAUUGGGAUUAUCCCGAAAAAUUACCCACAACUAGUGUAAUUAUAGUUUUUCAUAACGAGGGAUGGUCGGUGUUAUUGAGAACAGUACAUUCGGUUUUGAAUAGAUCGCCGCCGCAUAUUUUGAAGGAAAUUUUAUUAGUAGAUGAUUUUAGUGAUAAAGAAAAUUUAAAAUCGAAAUUGGAGGAUUAUAUCGAACGAUUUGAUGGUAAAGUUCGACUCAUUAGGAAUGCUCAAAGAGAAGGCUUGAUAAGAACUAGAUCGAGAGGUGCUCAAGAAGCUAGAGGAGAAGUAAUUGUUUUUCUCGAUGCUCAUUGUGAAGUGAACACCAAUUGGUUACCACCAUUACUCGCUCCAAUUUAUAGAGAUAGUAAAACGAUGACAGUUCCGGUUAUAGAUGGUAUCGAUCAUAGAACUUUCGAAUAUCGUCCCGUAUACGGAGACGAUCGACAUUUUAGGGGUAUAUUCGAAUGGGGGAUGUUGUAUAAAGAAAACGAAGUACCGAAUAGGGAGUUAAAGAAAAGGAAACAUCAUAGCGAACCUUAUAAGAGUCCUACUCACGCCGGGGGUUUAUUUGCUAUUAAUAGGGCCUAUUUUUUGGAACUUGGAGCUUACGAUCCAGGUUUGCUGGUGUGGGGUGGUGAAAAUUUCGAAUUGAGUUUUAAAAUUUGGCAAUGUGGAGGUAGCAUUGAAUGGGUGCCGUGUUCGAGAGUCGGACAUGUUUAUCGAAGUUUCAUGCCUUAUAAUUUCGGAAAAUUGGCUCAAAAGAAAAAAGGUCCUCUUAUUACUAUUAACUACAAGAGGGUCAUCGAAACUUGGUUCGAUGCUGAGUAUAAAGAAUAUUUUUACACUAGGGAACCAAUGGCGAGAUAUUUGGACAUGGGAGAUAUCACCGAACAAUUGGCGCUCAAAGAACGAUUACAAUGUAAAAAUUUUCAAUGGUAUAUGGAGAACGUGGCUUAUGACGUAUUCGAUAAAUUCCCCAAACUACCUCCGAAUAUACAUUACGGCGAAUUAAGAUCGGUUGUGGAUCCUAAAUGCAUGGACACUCUCGGUAAGGCGCCUCCAUCUCUGAUGGCCCUUCAACCAUGUCACGGUUACGGUAACAACCAAUUGAUCAGAUUAAACGCGAAGGGCCAAUUGGGUGUCGGCGAAAGGUGCAUCGAAGCCGACGGCCAAGGUGUCAAAUUGACAUUCUGUCGAUUGGGUACCGUAGACGGUCCUUGGAUAUACGACGAAAAAACCCACACCCUCCUCCAUAGGGUGCAUAAAAAAUGUAUGGCGCUACAUCCGAAGACUUCUCAGAUAAGUUUGAUGCCCUGCGAUGUUAACAACGCCUACCAACAGUGGUUAUUUCAACGAAUCAAACCGAAAUGGAUCGAAUAGAUCCAUCCUGGUUAUUUGUUUUGUUUCUGUCCCAUUCCGAUCCAUUUUUUUAUAUGGUCUACGACCCUCGUCCUUUUUGUCCUUACUAAAAUUCUACUUCCCUCUUUUUUUAUCUGUAUCUAAUUACAGACAUUUUUUAUCUUUGUUUUUAGCGGAUGAAUUCAAUUUUUGUUUGGUUGGAAUUAUGUAUUACGGGGAGCUAGUAGUUCGUUUUACAGUUAAAAAUGAUUUUCGGUUAGGGUUUUAUGAGGUUUUAUUAAUUUUUGUAUGAAAUUUUUUAAUUGCGUCUUCCAAGUGUUUCAUAGAGAAAAUCUGUAUUGAAAAAAAAUAGUUAUUUCGAUUUGAAUGAAAUAUUUCAUGUCUACACUGAAAAAUAUGUGUUGAUACAAUUUUUACUUUAAUUAUUUUCGAAAGUUUGUAAUUUGGACUGAAUUUAUUUAUCCUUCUGUGUUUUUAUCAACUUUUUCGGUUGGUUCGAGAUGUAUUAACCUUGGUUUGUCAUGUUUUCCAUUCCAAAAAGUUUUUUUUCCAAAAUAAUUUCAACAUAUAUUGAAUUUUUUACAAAAAAAUAAAUUUUCAUAUUCAAAAAUGAUACAAAUUUGUAGUUUAUGCAUUUUUCUAGCGUAAAUUGUGUCUAAAAUUUGUUUUUCCAAAUAUUUCUUUUCUACACUGAAAAAAUACGAUAACUCAAGUUGUAAUCUGAAUAUUUUAAAAACUCGGGAGUUAAAUUGGAAUCAUUAUUGUCUUUCCUCCUUUUUUUCCUUCAAGAAAGUAUUUUUUUCAAAAUUUCUUUCGAAUUAUAUGAAGUUUUAUUCGGUUCUACUUCUACACUGAAAAAAAGGUACGAAUUCAAUUAAUUCUUUUAUUAUUGUUCUAAUUUUGUUGCAAAACUGAAACUUUCUAUCGUCUAAAUUCCUUUUCAACUUUUUCGGUUGAUUGGAGACGUACCAGUCUCAUUUUGUCGUAUUUUUACAAAAAAGUUUUUUUUUCAAAGAAUUUUUAAAAAUUAUAAAAAUUCCCUGCCAAACCUUGUUUUUAAUGCGUCUUCUUAAUGUUUUAUAUGUAAAUUAUGUAUACAAAAAUAUUUACUUCAAUUUUUUCUAAAUAAUUAACUUCUACACUGAAAAAAAUGAAUUUAUUCAACUUAUCCUCCAUUCUUUUUUUCUCACUUGACUCAAUCUUUGUUAGAUUCAUAUUUUCCUUUCCAAAAAAGUAUUUUUCCAAGAUAUUUUAUCAAAAUUUUCGAUUUUUUAUUUCAUUUCAAUCCUACAUUAAAAAAAUGUUUUCUUUCAGCUUGUCUUUCAAUAUUGAAAUUCGUUCUAAUUUCACGCCUUUUUAAAUUUCUUGUCUAUCCCUAGACUUUCUCUCAAUAGUCUCAAUUUUGGUUUUUUUUCUUUUUACUUCCAAAAAAGUAUUUUUCCAAAAUAUCUUAUCAAAAUUUUGGAGUUUUCAUUUUAUUUCAUUUCUACACUGAAAAAAUGCAUUAAUUCAACUUUCAGUAUAAAGUUCCUUGAUUAAAUUGAUCAGUAGUCGUACAUUUACAUUGAAAAGCUCAUAUCAGUUUCCACUUUUCCUCUAUCCUCCAUUUUCUUGUUAUUAAUUCCAAAAAAAAUCAAUAAAAAUGUAAAUAAAGCAGGGUACUUGAAUCAAUCUUUAAAAUUAUAAAUCGAAUUAGUUUAUGACAUAAUCAAAUAAAUACUUUAUAACGAUUUUUUUUUUAUUAUAAAAACUGUAUUUACUAUUUUUUUACCGAUUAUUUUCAAUUUUUUCUAAUGUUUUUUUUUAAAUUAUAUUUAUUUAUAUUUUGGUGUACAGUGUUUAUUAAAUUUACGAAAUUCCUAGUUA
Molecule: messenger RNA, 3787 nt
Organism: Diorhabda sublineata
Lineage: Eukaryota; Metazoa; Arthropoda; Insecta; Coleoptera; Chrysomelidae
Product: N-acetylgalactosaminyltransferase 7
Exons: 7
Coding region: 191-1942 (583 amino acids)
Cellular component (GO): Golgi apparatus
Source: RefSeq, a predicted model, not a curated record